Molecule: messenger RNA, 733 nt
Organism: Harpia harpyja (harpy eagle)
Lineage: Eukaryota; Metazoa; Chordata; Aves; Accipitriformes; Accipitridae
Gene: MRPL49
Product: mitochondrial ribosomal protein L49
Biological process (GO): translation
Cellular component (GO): ribosome; mitochondrial large ribosomal subunit
Molecular function (GO): structural constituent of ribosome
Source: RefSeq, a predicted model, not a curated record
GAAGGCGGCGACAAGAUGGCGGCGAUGGCGGCCUUCGGGCGGCGGUUGCGGGAGCUCGGCCGGGCGGUGGGGUGGAGGGGGGUGCAGGUAGGGGGCCCCCCCCCCAACCCACCGAGGACCCCCCCCACUGUGCUGGAGUCGACGGCCGACUAUGCCUUCGUGGAGAGGCUGCUGCCCCCCACCCGCGUCCGACCCCCCCCGCACCCCACCUACCCCACCCCCUCGGGCUGGAGCCCCCCCAGAGGUCAACCCCCCCCCCCGGCGUUACCGUACUUCAUCCGCCGCUCCCGGCUCCACAACCUGCCCGUCUACCCCCACCUGGUGAAGGGCAACCGGCGCCUCACCGAGCUACGGCACGUCGAGGGGGACAUCUGGGCGCUGGAGCAAGAGCUGCGAGAGUUUUUGGGGGGGCUGGGGGCGAAGGAGGUGGAGGUGCAGGUGAACGAGGUGACGGGGAGCCUGCGGCUGAAGGGGCACUGGCAGCGGGAGCUGCGGGACUGGUUGCUGCAAAAGGGCUUUUAGCACCCCAAAAUAUAUCGGGGGGACCCCAAAAGUGACCCCGAGGUGCUGGGGAAGGGGGGGGGGGCACCCCGAAGUGGAGGGGAAGCUGCUCGCGAGGCGGGGGGGGACCCCAAAAUGGAGGCGAAGGUGCUGAGGAGAUUCUAAAAUGGAAGUGGUUUGCGAGCGGAGCAGGGGGGACACACGCAAAAUGGGGGUGAAGGACCCCAAAAUG